Messenger RNA from Seminavis robusta, 621 nucleotides. Lineage: Eukaryota; Bacillariophyta; Bacillariophyceae; Naviculales; Naviculaceae. The record is from the annotation of a GenBank genome assembly.
AUGAGCCUGAAUCAAGCCCGUCGUCGCAGUAGUACUGGCAGUGGUGCAAGUGGUGGCUCUGCUUCUGCCACCACUGCCACUGCCGCCACAAAUGGAACGGAAGGUGACAAUGAAACAGCUAUGUUGGGUGGCAAAUUUGGUGGUGUGGCCUAUGAAGUCUACAAGUUUGAGCCAUCUGAGGAUACGAUCAUAGCAAUCCAUAGCUCGAAGAAAAAGGACACACCUCUCACAACCAAACCUGAGAAGAUCAAAUUGCUCCAGGCAAUUGUGGAUAAGCGAGACGAUUGGUUUGGCCGAGCCUGCAAAUCGGGAGGACUCAAUAGAACCCGGCUUGAGGCUGACAUGCGAGAGUUUAUUCCAAAAUUGACUGAUGCUCGAUGGCCUAUGGAGGUACUUGCCGAAAAGAUCUACCAUACUCACAGAGUAUUGAAAAAAUUCAUUGACACGUCAAGCCGUACUCCCAAUCGAGCAGUUUUAGCACCAUUCGAACCGCUGGAUGAGAUGGUCAAAUAUGCAACGCAUGAAGCUCGAAAAGCAAAACAGAUAAAGAUUGAUGAUCAAACUCCCACAUGGAAAUUCUUGAAGAGUGGUGGUGUCCAUCCUUUGAAAAAGCCGGAUUGA